Loa loa (African eye worm) is the source of this 1743-nucleotide messenger RNA. Its product is annotated as replication factor a 1. Gene Ontology annotation, cellular component: nucleus. The coding region runs from base 1 to 1743 and encodes 580 amino acids. The record is from RefSeq and is a predicted model, not a curated record. Gene Ontology annotation, molecular function: DNA binding. Gene Ontology annotation, biological process: DNA recombination; DNA repair; DNA replication. The transcript has 12 exons. Lineage: Eukaryota; Metazoa; Nematoda; Chromadorea; Rhabditida; Onchocercidae.
AUGGAGAAAUACGUCGAGGGAUUGUGGGCACGAGUACGCGUGCGCUGCAUGCUUGCGCAUAUAAGUUCGUACUUGAUACUUCUCUAUGUAUGUGCAAACUACAGUUUGUGGUCUUCCAGAAGGGUAUAUGCUAUCUGUAAUCCAUUUGAAAUGAGCACCGGAUUUGUAACCGCUUCGGGAAAAGGCGUAACGGUAAGUGAGAAGGCACUUCAGAAAGCACGUCAGCUGUUCGAACUCCUCGACGACAGUAACGAUGACAGCUCAAUUCGAACCGCUGCUGGAAACAUUGACAGUGCUCGCUGCAGCAGCAUGGAAAGUGGCGCAGCGCGACGAAAUUCCAGGCAGGUAUCAUCAACAUUCAAAUCUCCUCUAAUCAAGAACCCACGUCUUGACAACGUUAGUUAUAGCAGCAGUUUUAAUUCUGCAAUCAAGGAAAUUGCAGCAAUAUCUGAACAGUCAAUUCCUACAACACCGAAAAAUUCUCUCUGCAGUAAAAUCGGAAAUGUUACACCGAUCAAGUUAUUGACACCAUAUUGCAAGAACUGGCGGUUGUGCAUCAAAGUUACGUCUGUUGAUGAGAUAAGAUGUAUUCGAGGUCAGCAUAUAUUCUCAUUUCUAGCGGUGGAUGAUGGUGGUGUUGAAAUUCGUGUUUCUGCUUUCGGUGACAUUGCAUGCAGAACCGCUACUCUGAUAUGUCCGGAACAGAUGUAUUAUAUUACACGCGCAUCGGUGAAAAUGGCAAACAGGAGAUAUAGCCGUAAUGAGCAUGAUAUGGAAGUUGUGCUUCGACCAGAUAGUGAGGUCACAAAAUGCACGGAUCGACCUUACAUUUUGUCGCCGAAAGUGAAUUUUGAGUUUGUGCGCAUUCACAAUUUGCAAAAUUUUAUCGACACAGAAAUAGAAGAACUGCAAAAAAGGGAAAUACAGGUCGUUGAUGAUAGCGGUUACUACGUUGCUAUAAAUCUGUGGGGACAAAAGGCAAAAAUGUUCCCAAACGAGCAAUAUCAACACGUGCUGGCUGUCAAGAGGUUACUUGUGCGUUGUUUUCAAGGGACGAUAUCUUUAGUUUCAUUGGCCUCCAGUAAACUGUUACACGACCCACACUUCCCGGAAGCCGAUGCGCUUCGAUUUUGGUACAGUGAAAACAGGAAGAGUUUCAAACCUGCAUCAAUGAAUCAAGUUUCAUCAUUUCACGAACACAAAUGGAUCAAGCAAUUAAAACCCUCGCUGGAUGGUCAUUUUUUCAACUUGACUGCAAUGAUUUCUUCUAUUUUUACAGAAAAUGCUGUUUACAAGGGUUGUCCAACUUGUAAGAAAAAGUUAUUGGUCGAAAAGGAUAAUGAUCUGUACAUAUGUUCAAAAUGUGGUAUAUGCAACGAGUAUAAAUAUUAUUACACUUUACAUAUGGAACUAUUUGAUUUUACGGGAACUGUUCAUGUAACUGCAUUUGAUGACUGUGCACAGAAAUUGAUAGGGGAACAGGCGGAUGAAGUUGCUAAAUUCCUGAAAUUUGACAGUGAGCGGUAUCAAUCGUCAUUCAAAAGUGUGCUUUUCAAACCGUAUAUGUUUCGACUCGGUGCACAAAAAAGUGGAAAUGCUGACUAUUCCACAAUUUCAACUAAAACAAAACAAAUUUACUUUUGGUCGAUGAAGGAUUUGAUUCCCAUGCCUUUCGAUAAUUAUUGUACAUUUUUACAGCGUGCCAUUGAACAUGCCAAUACUGGAAUAUCUGUAGAAAAAUGA